GGUACGGUGGCCGGGCGGGACCGGGAGCGGGACCGGGAGCGGAGCCGGGCGGAGCCAUGGAGGUCCAGUCCUACUACACCAAGCUGCUGGGGGAGCUGAACGAGCAGCGCAAGCGCGACUUCUUCUGCGACUGCAGCAUCAUCGUGGAGGGCAGGAUCUUCAAAGCCCACAAGAACAUCCUGUUCGCCAACAGCGGCUACUUCCGAGCGCUGCUCAUCCACUACAUCCAGGACAGCGGGCGCCACAGCACGGCCUCGCUGGACAUCGUCACCUCCGAGGCUUUCUCCGUCAUCCUGGACUUCCUCUACUCGGGCAAGCUGGACCUGUGCGGGGACAACGUCAUCGAGGUGAUGUCCGCGGCCAGCUACCUGCAGAUGACCGACGUGGUCAACUUCUGCAAGAGCUACAUCAGGUCCUCGCUGGACAUCUGCAGGAAGAUGGAGAGGGAGGCCGUGGUGUUCUACCAGGCUGACAGCGGCAGCUCGGCCAGGGAGGGCCCCUCUGCUGGCUCCAAGGGUGCUGUCCCCGUGUCCUCCAUGCAGGAGAAGGUUCUGGAAUGCCAGAGGGACCCUCCCUGCGGGGAGUGCAGUGGCUGCCACCCGCUGGAGGUGGUGGCCAGGGACCCUCAGAGCAGCGUUUCCCCCGAUGGCUGCAGGAGGGUGGAGCCCAAGGUGGAGUUUGAGGCCGAGCCGGCGGCGGCGGCGGCGCUGGAGCCCAUGGAAGAGGGGCAGCCCCUGGAGCUGGCCUGCAAUAACCUGCACAUGAAGCAGUUCCUGGAGGCUCUGCUGCGCAACAGCUCGGCCCCGAGGAAGGAGGACGUGGUGCAUCACCUGGUGCGGGGAUUUGAGGGUAGGGCUGAGGAGGCUGGAGUGCCCGUGAGCUCCAUGGUGGACAUUCACAGCGACUGGUAUGGUGAGGACACAGGUGACGUGCUGGUGGUGCCCAUCAAGCUGCACAAGUGCCCGUUCUGCCCCUACACGGCCAAGCAGAAGGGGAUCCUGAAGCGACACAUCCGCUCGCACACCGGCGAGCGGCCGUACCCCUGCGAGACCUGCGGCAAGCGCUUCACCCGCCAGGAGCACCUGCGCAGCCACGCGCUCAGCGUCCAUCGCUCCAACAAGCCCAUCAUCUGCAAGGGCUGCAGGAGGACCUUCACCAACAGCCUGUCGCAGGGGCUGCGGCGCUUCGGGCUCUGUGACAGCUGCACCUGUGUCACCACCACCCACGAGGACUCCCUGCCCAUCAACCUCAGCCUGGUGGAAACGGCCUCAGAAGGGCAGGAAAAAGGAGAUGCUGACAAUGAUUGGCCCAUCUAUGUGGAGUCUGGGGAGGAAAAUGACCCAGCUGAGGAUGAUGAUGGCGACGACAAGCAGGAAAUCCACCGCAGUUUGUCAGACAGAGAGACUUUGAUGUAGCAGUGAGAGGAGAGGGGGAGCACUCAGAGGUUCCCUGGCAGUGUCUGUGACAGAAAACUGCACAUUUGCUCAAGCAGUGACACUGUGCUGGUUUUUAUUAUUCUUGGUUUUAAUUCAAUUGUGAGGAGAAUUGGAUUUUUUGAUACUUUUUAAGUUUUCAGUGCUGUGCACCAGAAAUCUGUGAAGAAUCUUCAUCUGGGGCUCACAGAGGUUGGACUUGAGCAGUUUCUCUGCCUGCUGGUUUUGGGUUUGCAGGUGGAACACCUCUGGGUUGUUUUGGGGACAGGUUUUUUCAAAUAAUGAGUCCUGGUCCUUAAUCCCUGAUCUGAAAGGGACGCUACCUUUCCUCUGAAGAUGACAUAAAAUGUGGUUUACAUCUCUUACCUUGGGACUUUUCCAAGCUAAUCUGUGAGCUUCUGUCUUAGGACAGUGUUAUCUAAAUGAUGAACCAUAAAUGUUUGCUGAGACUGGGUUUGACCUGGAAACCAGGGCAGAAAAACCAUAACAAAAAAAAAAACCCAACAAAAA
This is a messenger RNA of Melospiza georgiana, 1943 nucleotides long. It is a transcript of the gene ZBTB8B, whose product is annotated as zinc finger and BTB domain containing 8B. NCBI's taxonomy places the organism in Eukaryota, Metazoa, Chordata, Aves, Passeriformes, Passerellidae. The transcript has 4 exons. The record is from RefSeq and is a predicted model, not a curated record. The coding region runs from base 57 to 1415 and encodes 452 amino acids. Gene Ontology annotation, molecular function: protein binding; RNA polymerase II cis-regulatory region sequence-specific DNA binding; DNA-binding transcription factor activity, RNA polymerase II-specific. Gene Ontology annotation, biological process: regulation of transcription by RNA polymerase II.